AUGGUGCUUCUCUUCAUCGCUACCUGCAUUCUUCUUUUCAAUGCCACCACCGCCACAGAUCCAACUGAUGUUGCUUCUGUAAAGGCUAUCUUCCAAAGCAUCAAUUCGCCGCCCCAACUAGGCUGGCCUCCCAACGGCGAUGAUCCCUGUGGACAGUCCUGGAAAGGCAUUACUUGUUCAGCCAAUCGUGUUACUGACAUCAACUUAUCCAAUCUUGCUCUAAACGGGUCACUCGCUUACGGAUUAGACCGUUUGACAUCUCUCACUAAUCUAGAUUUGAGUAACAACAAUCUUGUUGGACCCAUACCAUACCAACUUCCUCCCAAUCUCCAACGUUUAAAUUUUGCUCAUAAUAACUUGACCGGGACACUUCCUUACUCUAUUUCUAACCUCACUUCCCUGACUGAUCUGAAUCUCAAUCACAAUCAGCUCCAGCAACCACUCAAUCUCAACUUUCAAAAUCUUUCUGCCCUAUCCAAAUUAGACCUCUCUUUCAAUUCUUUGACAGGCGACCUUCCUCAGACUAUGAGCUCACUUUCAGGCAUUACCACCAUGUAUCUACAAAACAACCAGUUUACAGGCACUAUUGACAUUCUUGCUAAUUUGACUCUGAGUAGUCUGAAUGUAGAAAACAAUAAUUUCACAGGUUGGAUACCGGAGCGGUUGAAAAACAUAGACCUUCAGACGGGUGGUAAUGCGUGGAGCUCAGGACCUGCACCACCCCCUCCUCCUGGGACGCCUCCAAUACCUAAAAGCAAACAACACCAUAAAUCAGGUGGGGGAACUACCACUGGCCAAGAUGCUGGCAGUGGCACAAAAGACGAGGGCAAAAAAUCGGGAAUAGGAGGUGGUGUUAUAGCUGGAAUUGUGAUCUCCAUCAUUGUUGUUGUGGCAAUAGUAGCAUUCUUUCUAGUGAAGAGAAAAUCGAAAAAGUCAUCUUCUGAUUUUGAAAAGUCGGGCAACCAGUCUACUGCCCCCCUUCCUUCAAAUGAAGCGCACGAAGUUACAUCUGUGCAGACUUCUUCUGUACUUGACUUGAAGAAGUUUGACACUUCUGCCUCAAUAAAUCUAAAACCUCCACCUGUUGAUCGCCAUAAAUCAUUUGAUAACAACGAAUUCUCAAUUAGCUCCCCUAUUGUCAAGAAGACUGUGACACCUCCUGCAGAUGUGCAAUCAUAUUCUAUAGCUGAUCUUCAGAUUGCUACUGGCAGCUUCAGUAUGGAUCAUCUCGUUGGUGAGGGGUCUUUCGGGCGUGUGUACCGUGCUCAAUUUGAGGAUGGAAAGGUUCUUGCAGUGAAGAAAAUAGAUUCAUCUGUCAUUCCCAAUGAUUUUACAGAAGAUUUUAUAGAAAUAGUGUCAAACAUCUCCCAUUUACACCAUCCAAAUGUAACAGAGCUUGUAGGUUAUUGCUCGGAGCAUGGACAACACCUCUUAGUUUACGAGUUUCAUAAAAAUGGAUCACUGCAUGACUUCCUUCACGUGUCUGAUGAAUUCAGUAAACCAUUGAUAUGGAAUUCCCGUGUCAAGAUAGCUUUGGGGACUGCACGCGCUUUAGAGUAUCUGCAUGAAGUUUGUUCUCCAUCAGUUGUGCAUAAGAAUAUUAAGUCAGCCAAUAUAUUACUUGAUGCAGAGCUUAAUCCUCAUCUUUCAGACUGUGGAUUGGCAAGCUAUAUUCCAAAUGCAGAGCAGAUACUAAACCAUAAUGUUGGAUCUGGAUAUGAUGCCCCUGAAGUGGCAUUGUCUGGUCAGUAUACCUUUAAAAGUGAUAUCUACAGCUUUGGGGUUGUUAUGCUGGAGCUUCUCAGUGGCCGUAAACCAUUUGAUAGCUCAAGGGAAAGACCAGACCAGUCUUUGGUUCGAUGGGCGUCGCCCCAGCUUCAUGACAUUGAUGCAUUGGCUAAAAUGGUUGAUCCUGCCCUGAAAGGGCUAUAUCCUGUUAAAUCUCUGUCACGUUUUGCUGAUGUUAUUGCUCUUUGCGUACAGCCGGAGCCUGAAUUCCGACCACCAAUGUCAGAGGUUGUUCAAGCACUUGUUCGAUUAGUGCAGCGAGCUAACAUGAGCAGGCGGACAACAUUUGGAAGUGAUCAUGGAGGAUCUCUACGAGGAAGUGAUGAGCCAGCCAUAAGAGACAUCCAAAUCGGAACAUAA
Molecule: messenger RNA, 2148 nt
Organism: Lathyrus sativus (Indian pea)
Lineage: Eukaryota; Viridiplantae; Streptophyta; Magnoliopsida; Fabales; Fabaceae
Source: the annotation of a GenBank genome assembly